AUGGCCCAGUUCUUCCGGGAGCAGCUGCGAAUGGGCGUCUACGAGAUCCACAGACGACGUGAUGCUGAUGCACGGAUUGCGACACAAGAGCGCUUCAAGGAAGCACAGUCCGGCAUCCUCUUUUCCUCAGAUGUCUCGGCUCGCGGCAUGGACUAUCCCAAUGUGACUCUCGUGCUGCAGUUCGGAGCACCAGCAACUCGAGAGAUGUAUAUCCACCGAGUGGGUCGCACGGCACGUGCAGGCAAGAGUGGCCAAGCCGUCCUCAUUCUGGGAGAACUUGAGAGCUCUUUUUUGACAGCGGUGCAGGACUUGCCCAUCCGACAGCAUGAGAGGGCAGAGGAGUUGAAGCGAGUCAACGAGUUGCUCAUCAAGGCGACAACUUCCUGGCUUGCCUCGGCACCGCUUCGGGCAGCAGCCAGUGCCGCUUUCGCCUCACUUCUCGUCCAUUACAAGGCUACACACCGCAUCUUGCACAUGGAGGAUGAUGCUGUCAUUCAGGCUGCGAGCGAUCUUCUGCUUGGUUGUGGACUAGUGGAUCAACCCGUGAUCUCACGGCGCUUGGGUGUCAUGCUUGGCCUCGAGAAGAACCCCUUGAUCCAAUGUGCGAGGCGGAUCGGAGAGCAGGACGACGUGCUGCAGGCCGGGAUGUACAUGCUGACCAGCAGUCUAAUUUCGUCGACUGCUGAGUUGCACCGUGUAGAUCUCUCGGCGGCUCCUGUCUCAGGAGCAAGAGCUUCCAGGAGCCGUUGGCCCUUGGAGAGGGUAAAAAGAGCACAUCCAUAUGCAUCCUUUCUGGUGAUUGAUUGA
Symbiodinium sp. CCMP2592 is the source of this 807-nucleotide messenger RNA. The record is from the annotation of a GenBank genome assembly. Lineage: Eukaryota; Dinophyceae; Suessiales; Symbiodiniaceae.